AUGAAUAAAUUACAACGACGUAAAAAUGCUACUAGUACCAACGAAAAGAAAUUAUUAAAAUCAUAUGAAAAUAAUGAGAAUUUUGCUGAAGAAAAGUCGUCAUUAAAAUCAUUUGCUAAUCAAACUUUGUUAUUAAGUAUUUUGAUUUUAUUCAGGAUAAUAAAUGCUAUAUGUACAAAGACAUAUUUCAAUCCCGAUGAAUAUUGGCAAUCAGUUGAAGUUGGUCAUUAUAUGGUUUUUGGAUAUCCUAAACAGCAAAAGAUUCGAAGCAUUGCUCACCCUCUAUUAUUCGCAAUACUUUAUGAAAGUUUGGCAUUUUUCGGUCUCGACAAAGGAUAUUUGCUUAUAUAUGCUCCAAGAAUUUUUCAAGCAAUAUUUGCAGCCAUUGGAGAUUUUUAUACUUAUCGAUUAGCGAGGAAAUUAUUUAACGAUCCAACAGCAAAUUGGACUCUAUUUUGUUCUAUCAUUUCUUGGUUCAAUUUCUUUUGUUCAAUAAGGACGUUAUCUAAUAGCAUUGAAACAGUACUUACCAUUAUAGCAUUAUAUUAUUGGCCAUGGCCCACCUUUUCAAAUUUAAUAAGUUGGAAUGACCGAAUAAAGAUAUUACGCGUUUCACUAAGUUUAGCAGCGGUUUGUUGUAUCCUUCGCCCAACUAAUGCUAUUAUCUGGGGAUUCCUCGGCAUACAUUUAUUAUGGAACACAAAAGAGCAUCUCAAUUCCAUUAUCUUAAACACCCUGUUUAUCACGGUUCUUUCGAUUUUGGCCAUGACCUUGACUGACUAUACAUUUUAUGGUGAAGUUGUUUUUGUACCUAUGAAAUUUUUAUAUGUUAACGUGGUACAAUCAAUUUCAUUGUUUUAUGGUUCACAUCCUUGGCAUUGGUAUUUAUCACAGGGGAUGCCAUUCAUAACCACCACAUUAAUGCCAUUCGUAUUCAAAGGCAUAUAUGAUUUGAUCAACAACAAUCACCUUGUUCAUCACCAAUCCAUUAAAACAUUAAUCUGGUUAAUGGCAUUUGUAAUAUUUUGUUAUAGUUUAUUAAGUCAUAAAGAAUUUCGGUUUAUAUAUCCAUUGUUACCUAUAAUGAUCAUUUGUGCGGGAUAUUGUUUACAAGAAAUUUCUUUAAAGUACCAAAAGAAAAUAAGAAUAGUAGUGAUUUUUUUGGUCCUUACCAAUGUACCAGUGGCUUAUUACACUAAUUUCGUACAUCAACGUGGUGUUGUGGAUGUUAUGAAUUAUUUAAGAAAUGAAGCUGAAUUGGGGAAAGUUCGUGAAAUUGGAUUUUUGAUGCCUUGUCAUUCUACCCCAUUUUAUAGUAAUUUGCAUUUUAAUGUAUCUAUGUUUUACUUAACUUGUGAUCCUCCCUUAAAUAGGGACCAAGUUAAUUAUGUUGAUGAGGCUGAUCAAUUUUAUGCUAAUCCACAUGAAUUCCUCAUCAAAAAUUUUCAUUCAAUAUCACCAUCAUCUGAAAAAUAUAUUGAUUCAAAACUUCGUAAAUGGCCAAAUUAUUUGGUAAUUUUCGAAGCUUUAUUAAAUGAUUUAACUCCCUUUUUAAAAGAUUCCGAUUAUAAAGAAGUAAGUCAUCUUUGA
Funneliformis geosporum is the source of this 1590-nucleotide messenger RNA. NCBI's taxonomy places the organism in Eukaryota, Fungi, Glomeromycota, Glomeromycetes, Glomerales, Glomeraceae. The record is from the annotation of a GenBank genome assembly.